Messenger RNA from Cinclus cinclus, 807 nucleotides. It is a transcript of the gene CD63, whose product is annotated as CD63 molecule. Gene Ontology annotation, cellular component: membrane. The transcript is spliced from 8 exons. NCBI's taxonomy places the organism in Eukaryota, Metazoa, Chordata, Aves, Passeriformes, Cinclidae. The record is from RefSeq and is a predicted model, not a curated record. The coding region runs from base 68 to 778 and encodes 236 amino acids.
GCCCUCGGGAAGGGCGGCGUUGAGAGACACCGGGACCGGGACCGGCAGGGGAACGGACGGAGGGGCCAUGGCGAUCGAGGGGGGGAUGAAAUGUGUGAAGUUCUUGGUUUUCUUCUUCAACUUCAUCUUCUGGGUAUGCGGCGUGGCCCUGAUCGCCAUCGGUACCUACGUGCUGGUGGCCCUGGCUAGGGCUCCGGUGGCCGGAUCCAGCUGGACCCCCAUGGGGGUCGUGGUGCUGGGGGUCGUCGUCUUCUUCACCUCCUUCUUCGGCUGCUGCGGGGCCUGGAAGGAGAGUUACUGCAUGGUCACCACGUUUUCCAUCCUGCUCAGCCUCAUCUUCCUGGGGGAGAUCGCCACUGCCAUCGCCGGCUACGUCUUCAAGGACAAGGCUAACGAGCUGGUGGAGGAGGGGCUCUGGGACGCCAUGAGAAGAUACGAGCAGGACCCAGUGCUGGCCACAGCCCUGGACACCUUCCAGCAGGAGUUUUUCUGCUGUGGAGUGAACAAUUACACGGACUGGGCGAGCAUCGAGCAUUUUGGGGCCAACCACACCGUGCCCAGGUCCUGCUGCCGCGUGGCCACCAACACCUGCAACGUGUGGCCCACCCCGGCCACCGUGUUCGAGAAGGGCUGCCUGCAGAGCCUCAAGGCCUGGGUCAGGAGGAACGUCGUGGUGCUGGCGGCCGUGGCGCUGGGCAUCGCUUUCUUCGAGAUCCUCGGUGUUGUCUUCUCCUGUUGCCUCAUGCGGGGGAUCCGCAGCGGCUACGAGGUCAUGUAGCCCCCCCCCCCCCCCCCCCCCCCCCCCCG